AUGAUGGGGAUGCAAAUCAAACUUUGUGGAGAUGCGAAGAUUAAUGGCUAUACAGUUAUCUUUGUUCAUCAAGAAAACUCUAUUUGUAUCACAGCCAUUAAAAACGGCUUGUGGCAUGCAGUAGUUGAUUGUGUGAAACUUGAUGAGUUUUGUGAUCUCGUCAAGCAAACGCGUAACCAAUAUACACAGAAUCUCUCAGAGUCUUUUAGUUCUUCCGACCCAUCUAGUUACUUCAAUUUAAGAGAAGAAGGGGCGAAUUUAAAUUUCGUGUGGUCAAAAGAAAUUAAGAAAGGCAUUAAAAUAAUCUUCGGAUCUUUUUACUUACAACCUUCAUAUAAUCCAUUAGAAUCACUUUGCGAAUUAACGAGUCUAAUCAUCAAUAGUCUCAAAGAAUCGAUUUUAUGCUGCAGUAAUUUCGAGAGAGAAAACGAGAAGCUAAAGUCUUUGGCUGAUAUGUCCGUAAAGAAAUAUGAAGAAGUGGUUUCUCAGAUAGAUGACAAAGAAAUUGUUCUGCUCUCGAAGUUUUCAGCUGUUCUGAAUGAAAAGAAAAGAAAGUUAGAAAGCUAUAAAUGUCCAACUUAUGCUCUAAGUGAAGUUGACAAAACAUCAGAAAAAUUGUCAUUGCAAGAGGAUUUGGAUGAUUUAAUACCUUCCAAGAACCGCAGAAAAUCAAAACCUGUCAUUGGUCGUCGUAACUGAUUGCUAAAGUAAGAUUACCAUUUACAAGCGUUACGUUCAUUGGUUCACAACUCUCAAGAUCAAGCAGCACUAUUACAGUGUUUCAGUAAUUGUGAGUGCAGUAGUAUUGAUGUUCACCUUGAAGAACUUCAAUGUAUCCUCUGCAAUUUCCUCUCAGUCAAUAGGUUGUAUUUACUUACUAACUGCCGAGCGAAGUUCUAGAUGUAUAUUUUUACAUCAUAAUAUGUCAUUCAACACCAAGAAACUUGUUUCGUGUGUUCGCUUUCCAGCUGUAACACACUUCUGGUGUUAUGCUCUAAGAAAAAAUGGUUCGUGUUGGCAAGUUAAUUAAAAAAAGCUAAUAGAACAUGUUAUCUUUGCCACGGUUUUCAUUCAACUCCUUCACUUCGAGAUAUGUAUGAUAACUCUUGUCAUGAUAGCUCAGAUAUAUCUCUGGGAGCCAAAGUUGUCUUUAAUUGACUUCCGUUUAUCUCAUUUGUCUUUUUCGAUAAUGCAAUGAGAAGACGAAGUUUAUCAGAAGACUGUCGCUCAUUCUGGA
This is a messenger RNA of Schistosoma bovis, 1237 nucleotides long. The record is from the annotation of a GenBank genome assembly. Lineage: Eukaryota; Metazoa; Platyhelminthes; Trematoda; Strigeidida; Schistosomatidae.